CCAUUAUACCAAUCAAUUCAUCACUCUUAAUCUCUCUUACCAAUCUACCAACAAACCGCAAAAAUGGUCCAAGGCUCAACAGCAACCGGCGAGAAGUACAAGCCUAGCGAGCACGGCGGCCGCCGUGAAGACAACCAGCCAGACAAGCGCACGCAGCAGCACCAGUUCGCCUACGGCAAAGUCGACCCGCACCAGGCUGGCCAUGAGGGCGGCAAGGUCGGCGGCCACGCUGGGGGCGUCGCGAGCGGGAAGGGCAGUGCGUCCAAGUACAACCAGCAGGGACAAGAGCAGCUCGAGGAUGAGGAGCCAGAAUAUGAGGAGUAAUUGUAUUUGUGUACACUAAAUAAUAUGUAUUGGCUAUUUUGUAACUAGGAAUCAAUAUUUGUUAUGGAGAAAAUAACAAAAUAUCAUAUUCCUAAUGUUUGCUCUU
Molecule: messenger RNA, 430 nt
Organism: Aspergillus nidulans FGSC A4
Lineage: Eukaryota; Fungi; Ascomycota; Eurotiomycetes; Eurotiales; Aspergillaceae
Exons: 2
Coding region: 64-324 (86 amino acids)
Source: RefSeq, a predicted model, not a curated record